Messenger RNA from Halteromyces radiatus, 1441 nucleotides. RefSeq lists its product as uncharacterized. Gene Ontology annotation, molecular function: prephenate dehydrogenase (NAD+) activity; NAD+ binding; prephenate dehydrogenase (NADP+) activity. Bases 115 to 1431 code for a protein of 438 amino acids. Gene Ontology annotation, biological process: L-tyrosine biosynthetic process. NCBI's taxonomy places the organism in Eukaryota, Fungi, Mucoromycota, Mucoromycetes, Mucorales, Cunninghamellaceae. The record is from RefSeq and is a predicted model, not a curated record. The transcript is spliced from 10 exons.
GUUCAACUCCCUUUCUUUUAUAUAUAACACCCUCUCUUCUUCUUCUUCUUCUUCUUUUUUUUCUUUUUUUUCUAUUUUUUUAUUUUUCCAUAUAUAUCAAUACAUAGUUUACUCAUGAAGGAACUUGACAAUAAUGAAAAGGACACAACUCAACUAGGCAUCAUUGGGGCUGGUGGUAUGGGUAGAUUUUACGCGCAACGAUUAUCAGCUGCUGGCUGGAAACAAGUAUUCGUUUGUGAUUUACCUGAAAAAUAUGAAGCUCUCAAGGAAGAAUACAAAGAUAGCGACAUCAAAGUGUUACCUGAUGGUUACCAUAUCUCGAGACGAUGCGAUUGGAUCAUGUAUGCUGUAGAAGCUGAACAUAUUGAAGCUGUUGUGGCAAAAUAUGGACCUGCAACCAAGAUAGAUGCCAUUGUUGCAGGCCAAACAUCUGUCAAACAACCUGAAGUGAAUGCUUUUAUCAAACAUUUACCAUCUGAUGUUCAUAUUAUAUCUUGUCACUCUAUGCAUGGCCCUGGUGUUAACCCUAAAGGACAACCACUGGUGGUAACUCGCGCUCGAGCCACAGAUGAUAAAUAUGAAUUGGUGCUACGUAUUUUGUCAUGUUUUGAAUCCAAUAUGGUACAUCUCUCUGCUGAAGAACAUGAUCGAAUCACAGCUGAUACUCAGGCAGUUACUCAUGCUGCUUUCUUAAGUAUGGGAAGUGCAUGGAAAGCAAAUAAUCAAUUCCCAUGGUUGAUUCCUCAUUUUGUCGGUGGAAUCGAAAAUGUUAAAGUGAAUGUGGCAUUACGUAUCUAUAGUAAUAAAUGGCACGUUUAUGCAGGUCUUGCUAUUAUGAACCCAAUUGCCAAGAUUCAAAUUGCUCAAUAUGCUCGUUCUGUUGCGGAUCUAUUCAAACUUAUGAUACAAGAAAAGGAAACUGAAUUCCGUGCCAGGAUCCAAGCGGCCAAUGCAUUUGUAUUUGGUGGAUUACAAAAAGAUCAUGUGCCUAUCUUAUUAUCAGAUGAAAUUCUUGAUGAAUUUUCAUUAUCCAAGAUGCCCAAGGAAAAACGUGAACCUAACUCUCAUUUAUCUUUGUUAGCCAUGGUGGAUUGUUGGUAUACUUUAGGUUUGAAUCCUUAUGAACAUAUGGUUUGUCAAACACCCUUAUUCCGAUUAUGGAUGGGUAUUACUGAAUAUCUAUAUCGAAGUGAACAUAUGUUAGAAGAUGCUAUUCAAGCAGCAUUAUACCGAAAAGAAAUUCGACCUGAUGAUAUGGAAUUUGUUACCUGUGCACGUGGAUGGGCUGAAUGCGUAGAAUUAGGUAGUAUGGAUGGAUAUGAAAAACGGUUUUCUGGCACUGCCUCCUUCUUUCAAGAUCGAUUUGCUGAAAGUAACGUGGUGGGGAACAAGAUGAUUGCCAUGAUCUCAAAGAAUGUGGAAAAAAUUUAGUCUAGUCUUA